AUGCUUGUCAACCUUGCACAGCUUAAUGGAGUUUCAUAUAGUGUCUUUUCGCCGCCUCCAUAUAUUGUUAUAGAGCUCGUGUCUCUAGACGAGAAGGGUCGUUCCUACGAGUGCACAAGGCAGAUUCAAGGUGUUUGA
Plenodomus lingam JN3 is the source of this 138-nucleotide messenger RNA. NCBI's taxonomy places the organism in Eukaryota, Fungi, Ascomycota, Dothideomycetes, Pleosporales, Leptosphaeriaceae. The record is from RefSeq and is a predicted model, not a curated record.